GGGCAUUAUGUGCCGCCAAGUAACGGAGCGCGGACGCGGAAUAGAGCGUAUCGCGUGUCGUCUCCGCGACUUCCUCGGAGAGACUCCGAAGAAACGGCGAGGAAAACGCGGCAGUCGCGUGUCGACCGGCAGACAGGUCGGUGUGCAAAUCGUGCGAGCGACGUCAUAUUUACCUCUCUUCGAUCGACGCGACUUGACAGCCUUCACCGGUAUCGAUGACUAAAAAGACUUGCGAAAAGAAAGAUCCGCAUGCGUGCAUUGAUAUCUGGAUCUUUAAGAAACUUCUGAACUCUUGACGCUACCGUCGAUUCGAGCAAAAUUGCAUCGAUCAUAAUGUAAGGUUAUGGUAAAUUCAAGAUAAUGUCUGUCUAAUCGCGUCGUCGAAAAUGUUGAUCUGAUUAUUGAUCGAUGGAACAAUCGCUCGCUAACACUUAUGACCAACUGACAAAUCGCGUGCGAUAAAUAAAUGUUUUUUUUUUCAUUACUGUUCGGUGAAUGAACUUUGGAAUGAUUCAGUGAAUGGACUUUUACAAGUGGUCAUUGCUGAAGAGUGGCCAAUGACGACGCCUUACUUUUCGAUGGAUCGCACGUGAUCAACGAGAUCACGUAAGACGUCGUCCGAUCGUCACCGAGAAAAACUCUGGAGAAAAAGCCUGAUUUCGAAAGGAACGACAGGAUGCUGAAGGAGAACAUGUGGCGGCAGAGGAGAGUGCCUGUUCCCAAGAGAACAAUCGAGCUGGUCGCUCUGGUAGCGAUCUCCAGUACACUCUUCCUUUUUCUGCACACGAGAGAUUUGCAUUCGCGCCUGAAAAAAAUGGAAGUGCGUCUUCAACCAGGAGAGGAUGAUGUACUUUCGGCAAACCAGCUAUCAUCCGGUGUUCAAACGGACUUUAAUCCAAGCGGGAUUGUCCAUUACUCAAACGUGCAACGUACCAUUACAGGGAAGUACGAAGAGGAAACGCUGGACAUCGACGCUCUGAACAAUACGAAGAGAGCCGACCGGCAGGUCCUAUUCUUCAAUCGCGUGCCAAAGGUUGGCUCGCAAACCUUUAUGGAGUUGCUGAGGCGGUUGUCGAUAAGGAACGCAUUUUCGUUCAACAGGGACCGCGUGCAGCGAGUCGAGACGAUACGUCUCGCACCGUUCGAACAGCUCCAGCUCGCCAGGAUGGUCAGCAGUUAUGCGGAGCCGUCUGUUUACGUGAAGCAUGUCUGCUUCACUAACUUUACAGAAUUCCAUCUUCCGGAGCCGAUUUACAUCAACAUAGUACGUGAUCCCGUGGAGAGGGUCAUAUCCUGGUAUUAUUACGUAAGAGCGCCGUGGUAUUACGUGGAGAGGAAGCAGAUCUUCCCGGAUCUACCGCUGCCCGACCCCAAUUGGCUCAAGAAGGACUUCGAGUCAUGCGUUCUUAAAGGCGAUCGGGAGUGCAGAUAUCUGCAGGGCGAGAUUCACGAGGGCAUCGGCGAUCAUCGCAGGCAAACGCUCUUCUUCUGCGGCCACAGCGAGAAGUGCACUCCGUUUAAUACCGUGGGUGCUCUGGAGCGAGCUAAAUUGGCGGUGGAAAAGCACUAUGCGGUAGUCGGUGUCUUGGAGGACAUGAACACGACUCUUACGGUGCUGGAAAACUACAUACCACGAUUUUUCCAAGGAGCCACCGAUGUUUAUUACGAUCAAGUAAAUUCAUUCAUGAAAAUCAACCGAAAUUUCUUCAAGCCGCCAGUCAGCGAAGAGGUGAAGAAUCUCGUGCGCAGCAAUUUUACGCGCGAGGUCGAAUUCUACCAAUUCUGCAAGCAACGACUUUAUAGACAAUACAGGGCUCUCAAGUUGAAGUCCAAUGUUCCGUAGCCGACACCAGCGUUCAACAAUCUCAAAAGAGAAUAUUUUUAGUCAAUUAUUGUGCAAGUGCACUUAUUACAACGUAGAAGUGGCAUCACGAAGAAGGACGCAUUUUGAUACAAUUGCAUUAAUUAAUGUGAUUUGAUGAAGCUUUAUGGAAGACAACUUGAAAGAUAGUGAUCUACAAAAAUAUUAUCGUUAAACAACUGUGUAGAAAGGAGAUCGUUAUUUUGCAAUGGACGAGAACUAUAAUAGAUUUUAAAACUAUGCGAGAUUCGCAUUACUGUGUUUUUUUUUAUUAAUUCAGUACGGUAUUAUUAAGAAUCGCUAUUUUAAUAAUGACUGCUCCGAGCCAAAAGGAGCUGAUGGCAUUUUCGAAGAGAACGACUUGUGCACGCAGCGCAAGUUUGAGUUUCACUGAAGAAGAACGAUUCAUCGUUUUAUAUGAAACUUACUAUACUUACUUACUGUGACGUGGAUGCACAAUCCAGAAAUAGAGAUGCUCCCGAUGAGUGUCGAAUAGUCUUUGCGAUCAGACGUCACGCCGCUAUUUAUUAACAGUGCGACUUUUAAAGGCACCAUCAUUUAUGAUUAUCGGAAUAAUUUUUUUGCGGCAACCGAUGGCGUUCGCGAGUGAUUUCUUUCAUCAGCGACACAAAGACUGAUAAAAUCGCGAUAUUUUUAUAUCAUAGAGUACUUAUUGAGAGAAAUGUACAGGGUAACCAUUUUUAAGGUACUGCUUUGUAAGAGGAAACCACGUUUGUACUCUCAUUGACAUACGAUUUUUUUAAAUAUAAAAUGCUGCCAUUUUAAAAGAAACCUCAAUUUUCCUCUUAUUAAAUUGUCUUGCCGUUUAAUUAUUAAUUUAUCUGUUACUGAAUUGAUACUGAGUAUCAAAAUAACACACUUAAUUAGUGUUUAUAAAUUUUAAUAUAAAUAUUCCUUUAAUGUUGUAUUUUUGUAUAGCGAAAUAUUAUCUGUAUACGUUGAAAACGUACGUGCAUCAUUCAGCAUUUAAAUGAAGCGUACGUGCCAAAUCACACUUUCAUCCGGCGACACUGUUCACAACAGAGUUCAGAAAUAGCGCAUUAGUUUUACUUCAAAAAUCUAAAACGAGACUUGUAAAUAUACAAUACGUGAAAUUGGUGCUGUGUUUACUCUUUUUUUCAGCUAACAAGCGAUAUUUCAAAAAUUUUUAUUUAGCAUUUAUAAUUUUAAUACAGAGUGUAAACUUGUUCGCUUUAAGUUAGAUGACUUAUAAAUAAAAUUAAAGAGUUUAAUGCGAGAAAA
Linepithema humile (Argentine ant) is the source of this 3124-nucleotide messenger RNA. The record is from RefSeq and is a predicted model, not a curated record. NCBI's taxonomy places the organism in Eukaryota, Metazoa, Arthropoda, Insecta, Hymenoptera, Formicidae.